UUUUUUUUUCGGCGUCGUUCCUUGCUCUUGCGGUGGUGGUUCGGUGUUGGUGGCGGGGGGGGCAAGUAGCAGAGUCAGGGCAGCUUCACCGCAGCCAUGGGCAAGCCCAAUCAGGCCCGGGCGCACGCCAAGCGUGCUGCCAAGCGCGAUGAGGAUCAAAUGGUUGAGAAUAUCAAUGCUGCCGUUCAUCCCAAGAUUGCCAAGUUGGACUUGCAGAUGAAGGACCGUAGCCAACGCACGUUUCCCAAGUGGACCAACCGUCAACGUACCCUCGUCUUCUCGUCGCGCGGUAUCUCCUUCCAAGUCCGCCACCUGCUUCAAGACCUUCGCGUUUUGAUGCCACACAGCAAGAAGGAUGUCAAGAUGGAUCGCAAGGAUCGUCUCAAUGAGAUUGUGCCCGAGAUUUGCGAAAUGAAGAACUGCAACAACUGUAUUUACAUCGAGAUGCGCAAGAAGAAGGACGUCUACAUGUGGAUGAGCAAGAUGCCCAUGGGCCCCUCAGUCAAGUUUCUGGUCACAGACAUCUACACCAUGAGCGAGCUCAAGUUGACAGGCAACUGCCUGCGUGGUUCGCGCCCUCUGCUGCAGUUUGAUCAAGCUUUUGACAGCCAGCCGCACUAUCAACUACUCAAGGAGAUUCUUUUCCAGACAUUUGCGACACCCAACCAACAUCCCAAGAGCAAGGCCUUUGUUGAUCAUAUUUUCAGCUUCUCCAUUCUGGAGGAUCGCAUCUGGUUUCGCAACUACCAGGUGACUUGGAAGGAGCCUGGAAAGGUUGGCAAGGAUUCGGAAAUGGUCCUGACUGAGAUUGGUCCGCGUUUCUGUCUCCAAGUCAUUCGCAUCUUCGAGGGCACCUUUGGCGGCCCGACCCUCUUUGAAAACGCCGACUAUGUCAGUCCAAACAUGCAGCGCAGCAUGCUUCGGGACGAGGCUGCGGCCAAAGACCCGCGACGACGUGAUCAACGUGUUUCGCGACGCCGAAAAAGCUGUGGCACAAGCGCGCAACGCCAGUGA
Messenger RNA from Monosiga brevicollis MX1, 1014 nucleotides. RefSeq lists its product as uncharacterized. The record is from RefSeq and is a predicted model, not a curated record. The transcript has 8 exons. Gene Ontology annotation, cellular component: nucleolus. Gene Ontology annotation, biological process: rRNA processing; ribosomal large subunit assembly. Gene Ontology annotation, molecular function: rRNA binding. Bases 97 to 1014 code for a protein of 305 amino acids. NCBI's taxonomy places the organism in Eukaryota, Choanoflagellata, Craspedida, Salpingoecidae.